Molecule: messenger RNA, 648 nt
Organism: Cavenderia fasciculata
Lineage: Eukaryota; Evosea; Eumycetozoa; Acytosteliales; Cavenderiaceae
Exons: 2
Coding region: 1-648 (215 amino acids)
Source: RefSeq, a predicted model, not a curated record
AUGGAGGGUUCUACAUCUUUUGUUAGCAAUAUUCUCUCCAACACCUCAUCUUCUAGUAUCGAACAAUUACAGAAUGACCUAAGAAAUGACUAUAUCAGUACUAGAAGUCGCCAAAUUGUUGUAAAGCAUUUGGAUCUAGUGAUUCUGUCAUUGAGUGAGGACAAGGUUGAAAAUCAAGAUCUAACAACCUCAAGAGCACACGAACUCGUUAGCACAUUUAAACAAAGCCCAUCCAAGCUAAAAUAUAUAGUAGACAAAGACCGAGAAGAUGCACGAAGAUAUAUUGCAUUGUUGCGGAGGUAUUUCACAGAUCAAUCUCUUGACGAGUCUAUGGCAAAACUGACAAUCAAGGAUAAAAAACCAAUAAUACUUCAAAGUCUACUUAUUCGAGACGCCCUUCUUCCCGAGCUUGUCGAUGUGCUGACCAAAUUAAAGGUAUUUCAAAUAUCUGUUUCUACACAUGUACAAAAGGUGACUCUAUUUGGUUCAUUAUCCCCAACCGACUUUUGGCAACAAUUUGAAACAGUGCACUGUUCGGACGACAAGCUAAAACAUUUACCAUCAAUCUCUGAUAUCAAAGAGGUGGUUGAGUAUCACGGAGGAAUAGAGGGCGGUUCAUUUAUCGAGCAAUCAGCCACGGCAAGUUGA